This is a messenger RNA of Vitrella brassicaformis, 1378 nucleotides long. The record is from the annotation of a GenBank genome assembly. Lineage: Eukaryota; Vitrellaceae.
CGCAAAUAUCAAAUCGAAGCUUGGCUUCACACCAUUGUGUCUGUGUGGUCGUCGUGUCCCCUACUACGCCAUCCAUCGCCCAUCCAUCCCACCACGCCACACACGCACACAAAAUCCUUUGCCGGAACGUACACGACUGCACAUAUGUACACCCACUCACUCACACAUCAAUAUCUUCAUCAUCCAUCCAUAGCCAUCGACACGCACCAAGGCGGCCACCAGACAGACAGACAGACGGAGGGAGGGAGGGAGGGAGUCGCACAGCACACGAAGAAUCCCUCCCUCUUGGAGCUCUUCCUUCCUGACUGCUCUCUUUUUCCACAUCUUGCUUGCCGUCAGUCAGUCCAAUCACGUGUGUCUCUUUCCACUUGCAGCGCUGCAGCCAGCGACCGGCCUCGCCGUGGUGGCCACAGUGCCAUCACAUCACCACAGCAAGAAGGAUCGAUAUAUGCCGCGUUGAAAGCGAAAAGAGAUCACACCAGACAGACCAGACCACAACAGUCAGUACACCCAUCAGUGUCCCCUCCUCUCCCCCCGUGUCAGCAAAGGCUCGUUUAGGGACACCAGCUGGUUGCCAUCGCAGCUAUCGAUAAUGCCGUCCUCACCCCCCCGCCGCCUCUGCACACCACCCGCCCCGGCCCCCUCGACAUCAACACACACCGACAUUUGGCCGAUGUGGUCGGCAGCCGUGGGGUACUCAUCGUUGCACUGCUUGUGUCGGUCUCUGUAGGCGGGGUAUGUGACGGCCGCUCGGAUGGCCAUGGCGGCCACCACCACGCCACACAGCCCGAUGCACAGGAAGCCCACAUGGAAGCCCACUAAGCCGCUGAUCAAGCCGCCGAUCAGAGGGGCCAGCAAUGUGCCGGUGCAGAAGCCCAGACCUAUUUGUUUAUUACGCACACACACACAGACACAUGGGCGAGAAGCACUGACGCCUGCAGGCAGCGAGGGGGUCUCUCCCUCUCGCCCACCUACCUGUGAGUGCGUAUGCCUUGCCGACGAUGUCGUUAAGGUUCCUGUCGUUGCAAUAGUGCCCCACAAAUGCCUGGACGCACGCAUCGGCCAUCCCCAGCCCGACGCCGCUCACACACAGCCCCACACACUGCACCGCCUCUCUCCCAAUGUAAAGCACUCCACAGACAGCCACCGACUGCAUCACGAUGCCCGCAGCCACCAGCUGCAGCAGCGGCACCCCCAGCCAGUCCGACACAAUGGGCGAGAGGAACCCACUGGCCACCUUGACAAUCGCCGACGGCAGGAACAGCGCCCCAACGACCUCGGGCGACGUGCCGAAAUGUGUGUGCCAGUAGAGGGGCAGCAACGCCUGCAGCGUCAGCGUGGCGCCCCACAGGUAGAGCGUCGCGACAGUAACAGUCAU